AUGCCUUCAUCAGAGAUGGUGAUUACGAUCCAGCCAAAUAGCCAAAAAUUCAAGGCGCAAGCUUCUGAUGCCGAGGGGACGAAUAAUGGAAAUGCAGAACACUUGGAUGGGGUAAGAAGAGUUGUUAUUCAACAGAGACUUUCGCUGAUUGAAGCUUUCACUGAUUUUGACAGACGAAAUAAGUAUGACAUGUGGGACGCGGACACGGGUGAAACCCUCUUCUUCGGCCAAGAAAACGAGAUCGGAGACGGUUGCCAAGGCUACUGUGUCCGUAACUGCUUCGCUGGCCACCGCGAAGCUGAAAUCCCACUUCAAAUGUCCAAUGUAGCGACUCAUGCGGCAUAUCCUGAUCAGACAAUCAACACCGAGUAUGGCGGGAAGGGGAAGUAUCAUCUUUCGAAAGCACGAGCUGUUGGACUAACACCUUGUCAAUGUGGGUGCUGCGCUCCUUGCAUGACAGCUUGCUUCGGUUGCUGCGGUCUUUGUUCGAGAGAAGCGUGUUGUGGACUUUGCUGGAUGGAAAAAGGACUUGCUCAUUUGUCAACGUAUUUCAAGGGGAGUGAAACGCACAAGAUUCAACAACGCGACGGCGGUUGCGGCAAAGCCAGCUUUUUCAUCACAGAUGAAGUUUCCAAACGAGUCGUUUUCGAAAUCGUCAAAGAAGAAUUUUGCACGUCGGCGAUUUGCUGCAAUGAUGUUCCCUAUCCAAUUUUUGACGCCAACGGACAGGAAGUAGGAAGCAUUACAAAGUAUUGGGCUGGAGGAAAGACUGGCUGCUCUGCUUGCUGGCAAGAAGCAAACAAUGCAUCUACCCACGUGAUCGCCUUCCCAGCAACUGCUUCUAAUACAGAAAAAUUGGCGAUCAUCGGACAAGCAAUUCUUAUCGAUUACACUUACUAUCAGCGAAAAGAUGACAAUAAUAACAACUAA
Oikopleura dioica is the source of this 930-nucleotide messenger RNA. The record is from the annotation of a GenBank genome assembly. Lineage: Eukaryota; Metazoa; Chordata; Appendicularia; Copelata; Oikopleuridae.